Messenger RNA from Symbiodinium sp. CCMP2592, 2715 nucleotides. Lineage: Eukaryota; Dinophyceae; Suessiales; Symbiodiniaceae. The record is from the annotation of a GenBank genome assembly.
AUGGAGCUCACGUUGCGCCCCGAGGGCGAAGGCCCGCUCGUGCCGAUCGAGCCCUUUGAUCCAUGGCCCCUGGUGGUCGCCUGCGUAGUGUGGACCCUUUGCACUUUCCCUCCCGCAGCACUUUGGACCGCACCGCGACUGGUCAUGUGGGGGCUUCGCUGGGCAGUGCGGUUAAGCCAAGAGGAGCUCCGCAAGAAGGUCAAGAACUCCAGCAAGAGUGCCGAAGGAGAAGCCAAAGCCCACAAGCAACUCGAGACGAGCGAGAUCGAGGACUCCAGCGCGCUCCUUUGCAUUCGCCUCCACGAGGGAGGGCCGUGCAUGGCGACGGGGACACCGCAGAAGUUCACCUACGGCAACCCCGACAAGACGCGAUCGACGACUGGACUCGGACCAUCGCUCGGUCCCCGAAUGGGCUACAUGUCAGGAUCGGCAUCUCUCACGAGAAGUGGCAACGCAGACGCCGGAGCCGAGACCGCCGUCACCGGAUCCGGGGUAUGGGCUCACUUUGGGCCAUCAAUCCAACCCCCUCUCGCGACUCAUGGGACGAACGGCGGCCACCGGCAACAACCAGCUUUCGAGGACCUGGCCCUACGGCGCCUGAAGGAGGACACCAAGAACAAGCAGUUACUGGGCCGCUCCCCCGCGCUCUUUGGUGGGGCUCCCGUCUUUGGGGGGCCGAUAAAGGCGACGCGACGACAGGCGGAGAACCAGCCCGUUGAGGACCACCUCCCGCAGAAGCUCAACCACGGGGCAAAGUUCAAGAAGGCUUUGGACAUUGCCCGCAACGAGCUGGACCUCGAGCGAGCCGUGGACGACCUCAAGGGCAAGUUCUACGCAGACUCCAACAAGGCGCCUCAAGCACGCAAAGAAGCCGACGUUUUGGAGCUGGCGGCCACCUUGUGCAAAGGGCGCCCUGCCUUUCCCGCCACCCCGACUUUGGUGGUGAAGUUCGCGGCGGCGCUCCGAGCGGCGGGCUACAAAUCAGGCGCGCAGUACUUGAGCGCGCUCAGAGUGGCGCAUUCGGAAAUGGACUUUCCGAUCACCCCGGCGCUGAAACGGUCCUUCGAUCUGGCAAAGCGCGCAUUGGGACGGGACGUGGAGCCGGCGGACAGAGCCCCCGAGUUCCAGAUCGCGGACUUCCCGGAGGACGCGGACGCCUUCAACUUGCAGCCCGGCGAGGUCGCCUUCCCAAAGCACACCUACGCGCUGGCGUUAACCUUCAUGCUCAGAAGGUGCGAGUUGGAGCGACUAAAAUGGGAAGACAUCGUCCUGGACCAGCUCGAGACCAUGGUCACGCUGCACAUCAGGAAGUCGAAGACGGACCAAGGUGGCAAAGGGGUUAAGAGGACUCUGGGGUGCACGUGCCGCACCUCGCCAGCUACCUGUCCGGUGGAGCUCGUUAAAAGCUUCGCCCGCGACUUCGACAGAGCACUGCCCGGGCUUCGGAAAGGGGCGACCUGGAUCACGUGCUCGCCGGAGGGCACCCGAAUCACCGACAACAAGCUUGUGAACUCCUGGACGCGAGCGGCGGGUCGUACUGUUCGUGGCCACAGUGCACGCCGGUCGGGCACCAUGUUCUACGUGAGAGCGGGCCUUGGCAUUGCGGAGGUAACGUACCUGGGGCGAUGGCAUUCAGAUUUGGUCUUCCAGUACGGCCCUGGUCGCGAAGGAGGCUGGGGCGUCGGCGACUUCGGCUUCUACGCCGAAGUGGGUGAGAACCUCGGGACGCUCGAAAGUGGUCCACCUGUUGGGGAGACACCUGAGCUCUUCUUCUUCUACCUGGACGACCAGGUGUCGAAACUGCCGUCUGAACAUCGAGAGGACCCGCGGCAAGCCAUUGGGAGUGGAGACUGCGGAAAAUCUUAUGACGACGGCCCCAGCUCGCGGGCUGCACUUCACGAUUUCUCCCAGCCCACCCACCCGGGAGUGGAGACUGCGGAAAAUCUUAUGACGACGGAGCGGUUCGACUCCAAGGCAAACGCACCGGCAAAAGAAGAGGAUCGCACCCCAUGCAUCGCCUUGCAAUGCUUGAAGCAGUGGAAAGGAGGCUUCACUGCGAACGUCGACACCGAAGUUUUUCACUGGCUAAGUGCGAGAGAAUGCGAGAAGGGCACCGAGCUUCUCGACAGCUGCUGUGCUUGCCGAGGAUCCGUGCGAUUCAUUUGCACCGAGUGCCUCCUCUUGCAAUGGGAAGCACGGCCGGACAAGGGCCUUCAGUGCGGAGUGUGCCGACAGGCCUUCAGUGGACGAGCCGCGGCACUGCUAACAGAAAGGCUGCAGAAGCACGUCGAACAGCAGCAGGACGUCCAGACUGGUCCCAGCGUGGACCUGUUAAAACAACAGGUCACAACUGCGACUGGGCUUUGGCAGCAGGGAAAGCUCCAGGAAGCUGCCAAUCUCUUCCGCGAGACCAUCUCAGGUCUCAAAAUGACGGAUGCCAAGGGGCAGCUGUAUUCGGCACAGCAUAACCUAAGCCUGGUCAUGGUUGCCAUGGGGCAUCCAGAGGAGGCCCGCGCUGAGUUGCGGAUAGCCCGACGAGGGCUUGCCACGCUUUAUGGGGCGCAACAUCCACUUGCUUUGAAGGCCGCCCACAACGAGGCGAUGGCCGCCAAUGCUGCGGGUCAUCGCGAGGAGGCAUUGAAGCUGUACGAGGUUGCUCUCGAGGCUCGAUGCCGUGUGCUGGGCUCCCACCAUGUGGACCGCUUGGGCAUUUGA